GCGAACCGCCCGUGUUUAUAGGCCGCCUCUACUGGGGCAGUCCGUGUGGAGCCGAGCCGACGUACCGCUCCGUCUAGUGGCUGCCGACACAGUGGCCGGCGGGAGGCGAGGGGACACGGCGAGACCCUUACUCUAUCUUCUUCCGGCAGACCGGCGAUGUACGCACGCGUGCCGACGCCAUGAGGCUGCCCAGACUUCGGCGUCGCGACGCCUCGGUCGCGGCGUCCCCCCAGCACCAGCAGCAGUCUACUUCUGCGUCGUCGACGACCGCCACUUCGACGUCGCUGCUGUGCCGGCUCGCCAGCCGCUUGCAAGCAGGGCUGCCACCGCGGGGGAUGCCUGAGGAGCUGACGACAUCCCCAGCCGACACCGCGACCUCCGACCUCAACUCGAACCACACGACCGAGCCCGUUGGCACUGCUGGGGCCACAGGCACAUCCAAUGGGAGCUUCGCAGCCAGCAAUGCGUCCUCCCAAGACCUGGACUUCAUUCAGGACAACUCGGACUACCAGUGGUUCCUGGACUAUGGAUAUCGGGAGGCCCCCGGAGGCCACCACGUGAGCGUGCUGUCGUACAGCGAGGAUGCGGGGUUGCGGCACGGCGGGCCGCGCUACGACGACCUGGCGCGCGACCUGGACGCCAACCUGGCAGAGGUGGACAUGGAGGACCUCCGCACUGAGGACAUUCACUCCAUCCUCAGCACACUGCCCGCCAUGUGCUGUGCCGACAUCCAGGCCGAGAGACAGGGGGAGAUGUACGCCAGCGUUUCAGGAUCCUUGAUGGCAAAAUUCGAGUUUGAUUCGUCCGUGAGUCCGCGCAGCAGCUCGCAGGCGGAGGACACGACCGGAUCGACGGACACCAUGUCCAUCUGCAAGUCGGAGCAGUUGUUCUCGCCGGUGCGGGAGUGUCCGCUGCCCGGCUGCAACUUCAGUGUCGACUCGUUGGACUGUGAGGGCCUCACGGACCACGACAUCAUGCUCACCUGCCAGGCCAACAAGGACAACUACACCAUCGCCUUCGAGGGCAGCCUCGCGCUCUGCUCAGAGGCUGACUCAGAUUAUCACGAACCGGUCGAGAGUGAUGUGGGCGGAAGUUCGGACAGCCACCACCGGUGGCAGCACCGUCCCCAACUGGGGCGGCAGCCCGCUGUGGACCAGUCGAUGGCGCGGUCCGACUCACUGUACACGACGUGGAGCAAGCUGCACAAGCGGUCCAGUGACGUCCAGCUCACACGGCAUCCGUCAGGUAACAACAACACUGCACCGGCGAUGCCGACGUCGACAGCAACAGGGGCGGCCCUGAAGAGCAGAUCCCUGCCGGACCUGUGUCCACCCAGGAGGGGGGCGCACGGUGGAGGGCGCUGCGUGCGGCUGUACGACGUGGGCGAGGGGGACCUCAGUCUGGUUCGCCUCUUCAUGCGCCAGCGCACCGGCUCCAGCAUCGCCACAGAUAGCUGCAGCCAGUCGGAAUCGGGAGCGAGUGGAAGUAACCACCGCUGCUCACUGAAUGACUGCAGCGUGUGCUGCUACAACAACAACCGCAGCAACAACAUCAUCAGUGGCAGUACCGAUGCCAUCCGGUCGGUUGCGGACAACGGCAACAGGAAUACCGAGUGCAUCAAGGCGGCAGACCCCCGAGUCGACAACUGGGUCCGUGUGGGGAAUGUCACAGGCGGUGACGAGUACUCGACCUGCUGCUUUGAAGAUAGCCUGGUCGGGCCUCCGGUGAAAGACGGCAUCGUGCACCAACAGCAGCAGCCGGAGCUGAUACGGGAGGAGACGGAGGAGUCGGAGAGCUCCUCCUCGGUGGAACAGCUCUCGGAGAGCGUGUCCAAGCUGGAGGAGUACGUCCCUGUGUCGCUGCCGGUCCAGAUCCCGCCCGCCCUCGACCACAUCCGCUGCCACGAUAACAACAACGGCAGCCGGGCACUUGAAGAGAGGGCGACACAGACCAGCGUCGUCCAGUCUCGCAAUGUGGGCGCGGGCACGCCGCCGUCACCGCGCACGCUGAGCCGCGCGGUGCAGACGCUGGCAGAACACAAGCGGCGCACGUGGGUGCUGUUCCCCAACUACACGCUGCCCGACUUGGCGUUUCUGCGCAAGCACCGGCACAGGGAGCUCGACUUCCUGCUGGCCCCCCAGAAGGUCGACACCGCCGCAACUGUCGCCGUCGGCACGACCGGCGGCAAGAGGCGGCCGCGGCCGCUGUCGUGUGACGACGUCGAGGCGCUCAGGAGGAAGGGCUUCUCCCACGUCAGGGACCGUGACUCGCUUGCCGUCCUGCUGCCGCGGGAGUACCGCCGCCUGCUCGAGGAGCCGGACACUAACAAGGCUGUCACUUCGGAUUCCAGUUCCCACCCGUCAUCGGGAUUCCGCGGCUCCUCGACACUGCUGAGUGACUCGAACCCCCUGCUGGUGUACCGCUACGAGAGUGAGUGCUCGGUCCAGCAGCAGCUGCAGCAACACAAGAAGAAGGCGGAGGGCAAGGUGUCACCGCCCGCACUGAGCAAGCGUGGCAUCCUGCGCCAGCAGCAGAAGGAAGACGGCACCGGCCGCCACCACCGCCACCGUCACCAUCGCCACCACCACCUGCGGAAGCCGCCACCGCCACCUCUGGACCCGGAUAAAGACCUCUGUGAUGAUGAAGAAGAUUUUGAUGAAGGAGUGGACGCCGGCACAGAUUCGAGCUACGAGGAGCCGCGGCCGCCCACGCCGCCCCUCCCCCGCAGUGCGGCGGCAGACGCCGUUCUGGGCCUCGACGGCCUGCUGAAUGUGAGCGGCCUGUCGUCGGUGCUCGGGUCGGCAGAGAAUCUCGAGGGCUGGGGAGACGACGACAUGAAGAGGCUGAGGAUGCAGGUGAGCAAGUUCCUGUGCGGACAGCGCAGCAAUGUGAUGGCCGACGUCUGCAACGGAGGGGCGCCGCACAACACCCCGGAGCACAGGCACCUGCAAGGUGGCGUGGGGGUGGGAGCGGCCGGAGCUCCCCGCGGGAGUGGCGGCAGCUGCGACUGCUCGGGCGGCUCGGCAUCCUCCUCGGGCCGAUCCUCGUCCGGCAGCAACAGCGGCCGCAAGACUGUCAGCUUCCGGCUGAGCCUGCCGACGCCCCCUAACUCUCCAUCUGCCGCGUUGCAGCACCAGCAGCGGCUCUGCCAGGGGAAGCUGGCAGACAAUGAAUCUAGUCCAUGUGAGAAGGCUGUGAGGCCGGCAUCUCUGCUGACACAUGUGCACAGCCCAUCUGUGCCUCUGGCAGCAAUCGACAUUGCACAAAAGAGGGAGCUGGUGACGGCGGUGGGGGACGCGGUGGAACAGGUGGUGAGCCACUUCUCGGCGGCGGAGAACCGGCAGCACUGCUGCGCGCUGGGCGACUCGGUGCGCACGCCGGCGGUGGCGCGCAUCGCGCUCGGCAAGCUCUGCCCCGCGCUCUACGCCGCCCUCUGCGACGGCCUGCGGCCCGAGCUGGACACCGCAUUCGGCCCGAUCCCCAACUCCCUCUGGCAGGUCGUCGAGGCUUCCGCCCAGAAAGAUCCAAUGACAAAGUCUCUAAAUGAACUGGUUCUACGCAUCAAUAGUGAAGAUGUUUUCACAGAGGGAAUAAUGAAGUUCAACGCUUUUGUGUUGGGGCUACUUAACGUACGGUCCCUGGACGCGUGGGUGGGGUACCUGCGGACACGCGAGUCGGUCCUGCGGCGGUACUACCAGGAGGAGUGCGGGCUGCUGCCCCUGGGGAACCUGGGCGGGCCGGCGUGGCGCGGGCUGGCGGACCAGCUGGUGGCGUGCCUGCAGCCGCUGGCACUGCUGCCGUUCCGCCUCGACCUGCUGCACCAGCCGCGACAGCUCGCCGCCCGCCUGUCCCUCUCGCCGCCGGCAGAGACGCCGCGGCCCGCCCGGGGACCGGCGCGGGCGGGCGCCGCGGCUGCCGCCGGGAUUCCGGCGGGCGCGCCCGGCUGGAGCCUGCGUGGGCUCGUCAGGUCGAUACACUCGUCCCUGUCGCAGCCGUCACCCCGACAGGGCGGCGGGGAGGAGGAGUCCCAGCUGCCGGAUGUGGUCGGCUCCUCUCAGGCAUGGGAGAACAGCACCCAGCGCCCUCGCUCCUGUGUAGACACAGCGGCUGCCCCAAAUGGCCUCACAUCUCUCACGGACCUGGCUUCAACUGUUCGCAAGAGGUGGUCGGGAAUCCAGCUGGGCUCAAGGCUCUUCCAGGCCUUCGACCGGUUGGGAGCAGAAGACGACUCGGACCCCGACGCAGAUACGGACGAUGUAGAGGUGGACGAAAAUGCGGCCCGACCAGAGCCAGACAGCUUGGAGCCGCAGGAGAAGCAGCCACCGACGACGCGGGGACAGAAGGCGACGGCUGACGCGCGGCCGGCGACCACGGCGGCAGAGCGCGGGGCAGUUGGGCAGCCAGCGGGCUCUUCGCCACAACCGGCUGCCGCCGGGGGCAAGUUCCGCCGGCUGCAGAUGAAGUGGGAGCUGCUUAGUAACAAGGAACCGUCUCUGUCCCCACAAUCUGGGGGCAGCAGCAAAACCACCUCACCUUCGGAGAGCAGCCCGUCGUGCGUGUCUUCUAACCACAGCAGCAGCAGUGGGGGGCCGGCCGCCUCUCCCGGGGGGCGUGCUGGUGCGGGCAGUCGCAUCCCGAGGCCCGUCGCCUCGCCCACCCGCCAGCAGCCGUCCGGCAUCCCCGUGCUGUCGCCGGCCGCCGCCAGGGUGCCCAACGGCAUAGUGACGAGGCGCUCUUCAUCUGUAACACCGGCAUCUUCGAGGCGGGUCUCUGCGCCGCCUUCUACACCAGUUUCCGCAAAGACAUCUCCGCCGGCGCCGGCGGAAGCCACCGAGAACGGAACUGUCGCGGGGGCCGGUAAGCGCGGGAUCCCGCGGCCCAGCAGGGUGGACCGCGUCUCCUCCGGUGCGCCCGCUCCCCGGCCGAGCAGUCUGCCGUACGGGCAGACCGGGGCGGCGCGGGGCGGGGGCACCCGUCAGCAGCAGAGGCGGCCCGUGUCAGUGUCUGCGGGGAGGACGGCGGGCACGGGGGCGACGGGUGCCUCCUCCUCUCCACGGUUCGUCCGAACACUGUGCCACCGGCUGCCGUCUGACGCGGGCCACCUCGCCUUCAACGAGGGCGAGCGUCUGCGCGUCGUGCUGGAUGUCGACGACAGCUGGCUGCUCUGCUGCCGCGGAGACCAGAAGGGACUCGUUCCGCGCUCGGCCGUCGUCUAGCGGUCCGGCGCCCUCUGCUUCCCACGCUAGGACACCCCACCUGUCUCUGUACCUGUUUGCUUCUUCGGGCAGUUCGGCACCUAGGUACAUUUCUGUCUCGUGUAGUAUUUCGGGGGAGAAAUAAGUAUUCUGCACAGUUCAAAAAUAAUUUAUAUCUCGUCACUUGGAAGAGAGCUUUUUUUGUGGCGUGUUGUAAAGACUUUUUUAAAUACGUCACAGAAAAAGCUUGUUCUUACGUGACGACUGUUUAUAAAUUUAUUUUGGGUUGUACUAAGUGACUUUGAAAGUGAAUAUACUUCGUUGUUAGUGGUCCAUUCAAGUUGCAUAUCUCACAUUCUGCCAAUUUUUUGUUAUUAUCAACUGCAGUAUUAGAUUGCAUUUUUCGUUACUCUUUUGCCACUUAUAGGAGUUGGAAGUGUUUACUAUAAGAACUGGGGUCGGGCGUAGGGAUGUAUCGACUAUUAGAGGCGCAUUUCAGUAUCGAAUGGACUCGGCUGAUCCAGUAUUACUGCAGACAGAAGUUAACAGGAACUUCCUCACGGAUAUACCUUUCUCGCCCUCACCUUACCUGACACAUGUGAUAAUUUGAUCGAUCCCUGCUAGGUAUUUUCCUAUGUGGUAACCACAUUUUUAUUUAGGACAUCUGUUCCUUGCGUGUGUGUGUGUGUGUGUGUGUGUGUGUGUGUGUGUGUGUGUGUGUGUGUGUGUGUGUGUGUUAGAGAGGGGUUGUGGAGUAAACGUGGAUGUAUGCUAGUGGUGGCUGCUGUAGACUGAAAUCCUAACCCACAGCAAAAAUAUUAGGUCUUGUCAUGCAGGAAAUUGUUCAUGAUUAGCAUCAGAUAGACUGUAUCAUUUAAUGUGACCAAUUUCAAAUUUUGCAGAGGAUUGUACCUAAAAAUUGUAUAUUUGCCAGAUGUUCCUCCAAUGACUCUCUCACACUGCGGUGAAAUUUUGGUUGUUAGAAUUGAAGUAAUGGCCCCACAGUAGUGGUUUUCUCAUUUCUCCCAAUUUGUGUCUGGUUGGUUGGGACAAGACUACAAAAAUGCAUUGUGAUAGUUUGUGUGUGUUCCCUGUGUAGUCGGAUGCUAUGGAAGAUGAGAGUGUGUGUCUUGUAGGAAUUGUAUUGAUAUUUACCUCGGGCAGUAUGGAAAUGGGAAGAUACCUAGAACUAAAGAUUUGGAAAUUGUGUUUUGUUGAAAUUCAUGGCCUGGCCUCACAAACAGUUACGUGGACACGUAUUUAAGCGGCGUCAGAAUGUAAAAACGAAAUAUGAUUGGACAGAAGAAGAACAGUAUUUGGCAAAACUACAAGAGACAAAAUGCAGACAACCAGAUCGAAUAAUGCGGUGAUAAUUUGUCACUGUCUGAAAGUGUCAUGGUGUGAAAGGAAUUUAUUGUUUUGAAAUUUACUCAGAAGCUUAAUUUGUAACAUUUUCCUCCAGUACAUACUUUGUGGUCCAAAUAGUUUCCAGCAGCUAAAGAUUCCACUUUUCGCACCAUGACAUUUUCUCAUAUACUCCGUAUUUAAGCAGACAACAACACAUAGUAUUAUUCGUUAUUAUAUGUCCAUAAUUACUGACAUUUUGGGCACAAUAAGAACAUUAGAACAGUAUCCUAAAAGUGUACAUAAGACAAAUGUGUAUUGUAGGUAAGCAGCCUUUGGGAAUGAAAUAUAUAAGCUGCUCCAGUUCUGUAGCUAAAAAUGAUGUUAUUUAUAGUAAUAUUAAUUGUAAACAUACAUAAAAAUAACAGCUGGCGGUAAGACUUAAGACUUACUUUUUGGGGCUAAUAUGUUUGCUUACAGCAUUACGCUGCUUAUAAAUUCUUUGUACAGAAUUAACAUCUGUGUGAUACCACGAGUUUAGUAAUGGCAUUUAUCUUCCUUGCCAAUGCUUCUAAUUUUCUGAGUUCAGAGGUGGCAUUGUGCCAUGUUUUGCAUGAAAUAAUAUUUCUAAUAAUUACAAGUAACAAAAAAAAGUUAGUUGAGAAUUUAAAAUGUCUGUAAGUAGUUUGAAGCUGUGAGGUGAACUGACAGCAUUACCAAAGUCUCCAGUGCUUCCGUCAGACGAGUUAUACAUUACAGUGCACCGUACGUCUCCCGACAUAAAAAUCUCACGAUAAGUUGCUCUGUAGACCGUGAUGCUUCUCAGUGGUUAUAUCAAAAGCAGACCGUGAGCUUUGUUAAGAGUACUGCUGUCAGUUGAAGUGUCGCAGGAAGUAAUUUGUUAAAGUUCUUGAAGUGUGGUAGAACAUUAAUUUUGGUUUGCUUCAAUAACUUCCAUCCAAAUGGCAUUGUUUAUUCGACUUACAGCUUGUUAAAACAUGUCCGAAUAUGAAUCUUUUUAAAAAGAGAAGUGUUCUGAAUGCUAACAGUUGCUUAACAUUACUUUUGGUAGCAACCUAGCUUGAUACCUGCAAUUGCACCUCGACCUCUCUCUCUUCCCCCCUUUAGUUCCUGCACGUUCGUGUGUGUUGUCCCCAAAAUUCGCAAGCAAGCCUUCACACUUGAAGCAGAUACACUGUCCGCAGUACAGUAUUCCUACCAGCAAGGAUUCAGUAACGAUUAGAAAAUGCGAGGAUCUCGAAACUUUUGUAACAAACUGGGAUCUCAAGCCAGACCCUGGUAUUUUGCCGUCAGUAUUCUCACUGCCGAAUGUCGAGCAGUGAUUAGAGCUGAAGAUGUGAAAGAGGAUUGCGAGUAGUGUUGCUCGGCAAGAACAGUGUCCUUAAAAGGCUAGGGGGUCAGGGUUUGAUUCUUAGCCUCACCACAGUUUUUUCACAGCAAAAUCCGUUGUGAAUUAAUUACCUUACGAGCAUCUUGUCUCAUUUGACGAGACACAUAGUAAAAAUUGCAGUUAUCUAUAUGAAAUUUUGAGGACUGAACUUAAAAGUGUUUGUCAAUAUAUACGCUCUGUCGGAUAUUUCUGUUCGGAGUGGUGAAUCAUUGGUUGCCCUCUGCAGUCUGGAUUUUACAACAGAACAAGUUUAUGUUCCUUGCUGGUGGUUGUAGCUUUGAGUGAUGUAAGGUCAUUAUCCCUACCUACGGCCCUUAUACUCCGCGCUGCUCUCGACUGAUCGGAAUGUUGCUUAACUCUGCCUUCCGUUUCUAAUCUCUUCCUCCCCUGAAGCUGGGUGCAUGGCAUGUGUCUAACACUUCUGCUUGCUAUUCAGUAACAAGGUCUUCGUCAGCUACUGCGGCAUGGCGACGCUUGACAGCUUUCUGACAGAAUGCUGUUUUCUUUUCUGCUGUGAUUACUUCAGCUGCUCUUUGUUGAAGAUUUUAUACUCUGGCAGCUAAUUUGAAAAUAAAAACUGGAAAUGAUUUUAAAGAAAGGGUUAUUCAUAUGUGUUGAAUGGUACCUGGAAAGAAACUUCAUUGUCCAUCUAUGAUAAGUAUGAGCAUUCAUUUCCACCAUCUUGAUCCAGAUUUACAAAACUUUGGUGGUGGGAAGUCAAGCAGAUACGCACUGCAGAACAGUCUUAUUUUGUGUAAUCUUUGAACUUCUCUUACUGUGUUACUUUUUUAGUAAUAACAUGAAAAUAUAAUAUUUUUACAAUGUUCUGUCAGUGAAAAUGAGAUAGUCUUUGAAAAAUAACUUUAUAAAUUAGACAUUAACAAGAAAAUUUUAGAGAUGUUUGUUCACUGAUGAACCAUAAAUACUGUUUUAUAGUGGUGGCCGGUUGUACUAACAAAUUGAAGUCCUAGGAAAUUGAUUGUAGUCUUUUUACACCUAGUGGACAAAGUAGAGUAUUCUUGCAUGUAAAUUAGGAGAUGGUGGUAAACUUGCAUGAGCUGGUGACAGAUAUUGAGCAGAUAAGCUGCUUAGAGAAGUCAAAAUUUGUAAUGUGCAGUUAAAUUUUGUUAAUAAUUGGUGUUGCAGGUGGACUGAAAAUUGAUUGAAAACAUUAUGUUGUCUUUCAAAGCAAUAUCCCUCCUCCCCUGAAAAAAAGGGGGUUUAUUUCUUGUUCUCAUAGUUAUCCAUAUGGGUGUCUCUCCUAUUCUGAAAAUUAUGUUGCUCGUCGGCUGUGAUUAUUUCAUAAACUGCAUUUUUGUUAUAAUCUCUAUGGUGUUGGUGUUUGUCUCCUUGCUGUUGACAUAACAGGAUUAGAAGAGAAUUAAUAUUUUAUACAAGAAAAGUAACCGUUUUUGUUGCCUGUAAGUUACACUGGUGUCGGUCGUUUCUGUGGUGCGUGGUCAGGGGGAGGUCAGUGUGUAGGGUUCGCAUCCCGACACAGUGGAGAGCAGCCGAGUGCCGGGCCUACCAGAGUGGGCCAGGUAUUCUCGGCAAUACCUCGGGGACCCUUAUUCUGGACCAUUCCACCCCUCCUACCCGAGAGCACAACUGCACAUUAUAACACUAAUGCCUUUGCUGCACUUCCUGUAGAACACAAUAUUUGUUACCGGAAGCGAAAUACCAUUAGGUCAGGAUGUGACUUGCUGGAAGAGUAGGAAAAAGUCAGCAAAUGGCAUCAAACAUCCAUGCAGAAAGCUUGCAUACUGUGCUGUUAAGCCAGUCAUUCUUAAAUUAUGUUAGCACAUAGUUGUUCUGAUUUUUUUCUUUUGAUGGUAGAACAGAUUCGUGUAGUAUCGUAACAUAAGUGUGAAGUAUCAGAUUGGAUUACAAAUAGAAGGAAGUAUCAUUAUAACGGAGAUUCCAGCACGGCUGCCGCAUUUUCCAGUGAUCGCUUUGCAUAUGUCGG
This is a messenger RNA of Schistocerca americana (American grasshopper), 9916 nucleotides long. RefSeq lists its product as uncharacterized. Gene Ontology annotation, cellular component: cytoplasmic vesicle. The record is from RefSeq and is a predicted model, not a curated record. The coding region runs from base 180 to 5216 and encodes 1678 amino acids. NCBI's taxonomy places the organism in Eukaryota, Metazoa, Arthropoda, Insecta, Orthoptera, Acrididae. The transcript has 23 exons. Gene Ontology annotation, molecular function: protein binding.